AUGGAAGGGCUCAACCAGACCAGGGUGACCCAUUUUGUAUUCUUGGGGCUGACGACUAACCAUGGGCUUGAACUGGCCCUUUUUGUGCUCUUCUCUGUCAUCUACCUGCUCAUCCUGGCAGGAAACCUCCUCAUCAUCGUGACGGUGGCUUGCAACCGGUGCCUCCACAACCCCAUGUACUUCUUCUUGGGCAACCUCUCCUUCAUUGACAUCUGCCACUCCUCCGUCACCGCCCCCAAGAUGCUCCGGGACUUCCUGUUCACCCAGAAGACCAUUUCCUACGGUGGCUGCGUGGCACAACUCUUCUUCCUCCACCUCUGUGCCUGUGCUGAGAUCUUCCUCCUGACCAUCAUGGCCUAUGACCGCUACAUCGCCAUCUGCCACCCGCUGCAGUACAUGUCCCUCAUGAACCUGAAGGUCUGUGCCUGGCUGGUGGGCUCCCUGUGGGUGGGAGCCGCCAUCCAUUCCUUGGUGCAGACGGCCCUCACCGUCCACCUCCCCUAUUGUGGACCUAACGUCAUUGACAGCUUUUUCUGUGAUGUCCCCCCAGUCAUCAAGCUGGCGUGCACUGAUACUUACUUGACUGGAAUCCUUAUUGUGUCCAACAGUGGCAUGAUCUCCUUGGUUUGCUUCCUGGCCUUACUGGCUUCCUAUGUCAUCAUCCUGGUCUCGCUAAGAGGGCGGACAGCAGAGGGGAGGCGCAAGGCCCUCUCCACCUGUGCGGCCCAUUUGCUGGUGGUGGCGCUGUUCCUGGGGCCUUGCAUCCUUCUCUACACCCGCCUUGCUGCCAGCAAGAUGGACAAAGUGGUGGCCGUCUUCUACACGGUGCUGACGCCUGUGCUCAACCCGGUGAUCUACACCCUGAGGAACGAAGAGGUGAAAAACUCGAUGAGGAAACUGAGAGACCGGAAGAUCUUCUCCAGGGGGAAGUGA
This is a messenger RNA of Hemicordylus capensis (graceful crag lizard), 933 nucleotides long. Its product is annotated as olfactory receptor 1509-like. The transcript has a single exon. Gene Ontology annotation, molecular function: olfactory receptor activity; G protein-coupled receptor activity. Bases 1 to 933 code for a protein of 310 amino acids. NCBI's taxonomy places the organism in Eukaryota, Metazoa, Chordata, Lepidosauria, Squamata, Cordylidae. Gene Ontology annotation, cellular component: membrane. The record is from RefSeq and is a predicted model, not a curated record. Gene Ontology annotation, biological process: G protein-coupled receptor signaling pathway.